Molecule: messenger RNA, 1477 nt
Organism: Drosophila elegans
Lineage: Eukaryota; Metazoa; Arthropoda; Insecta; Diptera; Drosophilidae
Exons: 2
Coding region: 66-1397 (443 amino acids)
Biological process (GO): glutathione metabolic process
Molecular function (GO): glutathione transferase activity
Source: RefSeq, a predicted model, not a curated record
GCUGGACGCAAUCAGUUGUGCUUUUUCUCUUCAGCGAACAGCACGCAAAAAAUCGCACUCGCAACAUGGAUUUCUACUACGCACCUCGUGGAAGUGGAUGUCGUACGGUUAUAAUGGUUGCCAAGGCUCUCGGUCUGGAGCUGAAUAAAAAGCAGCUGCGACUCUCGGAGGGGGAGCACCUGAGGCCAGAGUUCCUGAAACUCAAUCCCCAGCACACCAUCCCCACGCUGGUGGACAACGGAUUCGCCAUUUGGGAGUCCCGUGCCAUUGCCAUUUAUCUGGUGGAGAAAUACGGCAAGGAUGACUCUCUCUAUCCCAAGGAUCCUCAGAAGCGUGCCUUGAUCAAUCAACGCUUGUUCUUCGAUUUGGGUACACUUUACGAUUCUUUCAGGAGAUACUAUUACCCAUUCGUCCGUACUGGUCAGUUUGGAACUGCCGACGAUUUCAAGAAGGUCGAAGCCGCCUUUGAGUUCCUGAACAUUUUUCUCGAGGGCCAGAACCACGUGGCUUGCAGCCAGUUCACCCUCGCCGACAUUGCCAUCCUGUCCAGCGUUUCCACUUUCGAUAUCGUUGAGUUUGACAUCAGCAAGUACAUUAAUGUGGACAGGUGGUACGCCAAAGCAAAGAAAUAUACCCCUGGAUGGGAAGAGAAUUGGGAGGGCCUGCAGCAAUUGAAGACUGCUUACGAGGAUCAAAAGGCCGCUGCAAUUCUAAUUCUUCUCUCCAGCGAGCAAUACGACACAGAUAUGGAUUUCUACUAUACGCCACUGGGCAGUGGAUGUCGCAUAGUUGUUAUGGUGGCAAAGGCCGUCGGAGUUGAUCUGUCCAAGAAGCAUUUGGAUACCUCGAAGAUGGAGCACCUGAAGCCUGAGUUCCUGAAACUAAACCCCCAACACACCAUUCCCACCCUGGUCGAUCAUGGAUUCCCUUUUUGGGAAUCUCGUGCCAUUGCAGUCUAUUUGGUGGAGAAAUAUGGAAAGGACGACUCCCUUUUCCCAAAGGAUCCCAAGAUCCGUGCUGUAAUUAAUCAACGCCUUUACUUUGACAUGGGCACCUUGUACGUGGCUUUGGCCAAUUACUACUACAAAGUUUUUGCCACUGGCCAUUUCGGCACUGCAGAGGAAUUCAAAAAAGUGGAAGACAGCUUCGAAUUGUUAAAUACCUUUUUAGAGGGCCAGGACUACUUGGCGGGUGAUCACCUCACUGUGGCCGACAUUGCCAUUCUUGGAAGUGUUUCUACUUUUGAUGCUCUUGAAUUCGACUUUAGUAAAUAUUCCAAUGUUGCCAAGUGGUAUUCGAAUGCAAAGAAAGUUACUCCCGGCUGGGAAGAAAACUGGGAAGGUGCAUUGGAACUAAAAAAGGUAAUUGAUGCGAAAAAGAAUGCAGCAACAAAUUAAAUUUACUUAAAAGAUGUAGCUUUCCAAAUAAAAAUAAAUCAAGACCAGUAGAACCCUACAAAAUUUGCAUAAUUUAAGAA